AUGGACAAUCUUCAAAGAACCAGAGACGAUGGCAGUGAUGACAGCGAGUCAUUUUAUUCGGCCGAAGAGCUUGAGAGUAACUCAAGAGAUGUCAGUGAUCAUGAGUCAUUCUACUCUGCUGAUGAUCUAUCCAGCGAUCAAGAUAUGGUGUCAGUAGAAGAUUUCCUAGUGCACGACGAGAUGGACAUGAAUGCGGACGUUACACAACCUGUUGAAUACUCUCAAGAUGACUACACAAUAAAUGAGAUGAACGAAUAUGAUGCCACUUCAGGCUACGGAACUGCCGAUGAGAGGGAAGUGUUUAACUUCUACAACCAUGCUGAGCAGCCAAUAUGUUUGCCGGGUGAAACAAUGAUCAAGAACGACAAACCCGACAUUCUUACGCUCGAAAUUGACUCUGGAUCGGACUCGGACAUAUACCACGAAAAGCCAGAUGUUUAUCGUCGAUCACCUUCGGUAAAGGUUAUGAGCCAGGUGGAAAAUACUCAACCCUUCCUCGGAAGCCCACGAGAUGGAGAGAUUACUGUACCCGAUGUCAUUUCCCUGGUGGGAGAGCCAUUUGUUGAAUUUGAUGGCACUAGACAAGUCAUCGUGAUUGAUUCUGAAGAUGAAGAAGAACCUGACUAUAUGCGCAAAAGAUACAAGAGCCCAGACAUCGAUGAUGAAGCGCCAGACGCUGAUUUACAACAAUCACCUUAUCAGAGGAAGAUGAAGAAACUCAAGGAAAUCGCCGAUAGAGCUAAUCAAUUUUCCAACAAGGUUGAUGAUGGCCCACUGCGAGUUAUGGAGCGUUGA
Messenger RNA from Torulaspora delbrueckii, 795 nucleotides. RefSeq lists its product as uncharacterized. The coding region runs from base 1 to 795 and encodes 264 amino acids. The transcript has a single exon. The record is from RefSeq and is a predicted model, not a curated record. Lineage: Eukaryota; Fungi; Ascomycota; Saccharomycetes; Saccharomycetales; Saccharomycetaceae.